This is a messenger RNA of Centruroides sculpturatus (bark scorpion), 1888 nucleotides long. RefSeq lists its product as uncharacterized. Gene Ontology annotation, biological process: lipid homeostasis; mitochondrion organization. Gene Ontology annotation, cellular component: mitochondrial inner membrane. The transcript has 12 exons. The coding region runs from base 337 to 1878 and encodes 513 amino acids. NCBI's taxonomy places the organism in Eukaryota, Metazoa, Arthropoda, Arachnida, Scorpiones, Buthidae. The record is from RefSeq and is a predicted model, not a curated record.
AAGAAAAUUGAAUACAAGUUACUUUCAGGGUUUUGUGUACACGUGUUCGUACAGUACACGUGUACACAAAACCCUGAUUACAUGUACACAGUACAUGUGUACAUAUAAUCAAUGGCCUAAAGGUAACUUCUACUUGGAUGAAGGUUAUGUUAUUGUACAAAUUAAACUUGACCACAUAAAGUGUCCAUUAAGCAUGCUAAUUAAGAAAAUACAAGGAAAGCUGCACUUCCACAGCUUCCAUGGACUGAUAUAGGACUUAUAAUCUGUUUGCAUAAGUUCAUCAGCUCAACAAGUGAAAUAAUUUUUCCUUCUGUAGUCAAACACAAAUCAUGAGAAAUGCUUCGAACUACUAUCAGAUUAGGUAUAAUUUCUGGAGCUGUUGGAGGUAGUGUAUUUGGCAUAGCUCAUUACAGAAAUGAAUUAAAUUUGUCAGCUGUUGCCUUAAGGAGAUUUGGGAGAGCAGCUUUUACUGUGUCAAGAAUUGCCUUUGAUUAUAAAUAUUCUCGUAUUGGAAUUCAGUCAAAUUCAAAUGAAUACAAUGAUGUCAUGUCAAAGAUACAUUUAAGAUCAGCAAAACUUCUAUUAGAUUUAUGUAAUAAAAAUGGUGGUGUUUUUAUUAAAGUUGGACAGCAUGUUGGUGCCAUGGAUUAUUUAUUGCCCGAAGAGUAUACAUCCACUCUUAGUGUUCUUCAUAGCCGUGCUCCAAAAUCUUCUAUAGAAGAAGUAUUUCAGGUUAUCAAAGAGGAUCUCAAAAAAGAGCCAAAUGAUAUAUUUUCGAAAUUUGAAGUAGAACCUGUUGGUGCGGCAUCUUUAGCUCAAGUUCACUGUGCUGUUUUGCAUAACGGAAAGCAAGUUGCUGUCAAAGUUCAACAUCCGAAAGUCAUGUCUCAUUCAAAAGUCGAUAUUGUUUCCAUGACUUUUUUAGUUAAUGCAAUUGCAUGGUUGUUUCCCGAAUUCUCAUUCAUGUGGUUGGCCGAAGAAAUGCAACAUAAUCUGCCUUUAGAAUUGGAUUUUUUACAUGAAGGAAAGAAUGCUGAACACAUUAAAAGGAUAAUUAAGUUCCCUUGGCUCAAGGUUCCACAAGUCUUUUGGGAAUUUUCAUCACCUAGAGUAUUAACUAUGGAAUAUUGUGAAGGAGGUCAAGUUAAUGAUAAAAAUUAUUUAAAGGAAAAUCAUAUUUCAUCUACUCAGAUAUUUCAACAACUUGGAGAAUUAUAUAGUGAAAUGAUAUUUGUGAAAGGUUAUGUACACUGUGAUCCUCAUCCUGGCAACAUUCUUGUUCAAAAGAAAUCUAAAGAUGUUGAUAUCAUACUUCUAGAUCAUGGGCUAUAUUCUAAAUUAUCAGACCAGUUCCGUCUACAGUAUUCAAAUCUAUGGAUGAGUCUCCUAUCUGCUGAUGUUGAAGGAAUUAAACACUGGGCAAAAGCUUUAGGUGUUGAAGAAUAUGGUCUUCUGGCUUGUAUCAUGACUGCACGGUCAUGGAAAGCAAUACAAGAGGGAAUUAAUCGGAAACAGAAGACAAUGGAAGAGAGCAAUGAAGUACGUCAUCAUGCUGCUGCAUUAAUGCCAGAGAUUGCAAAAUUGUUAGGUAAAGUACCUCGAGAAAUGCUGCUUAUGUUCAAAACAAAUGAUCUUCUAAGAGGAAUAGAAACUAAAUUAGGUGCACAUGGACCAAUGUCUUUCAUUAGUAUGACUCGUUGCUGCAUUCGCGCAAUAGGAGCCGAACAGGUAAAGAGAUGCUUGAACUGGUGGUGUUCAGCUCGCGUAUACUUGUGGAUGCAGUGGCAGCAGACUAAGAUUACGGUGUACACGUUAUUCUUGCAAAUUCAAAAUUUAUGUCAAAAUGUACCUCUUCUAAAUAGGAUUGUAGCUUAUUAAUUAAUUAAUU